AUGAGAGCACCCCCAUCACCAAGAAAAUCCAGGUCUGGUUACUUACUUUACUUCUACUUCCGACUGCGUCAAUGUUUUAGCUGCCAGAGAUUGAAGAGAAGGUGGCACAUUCACAAAUUGCACGUCCGUCAGUACAGUACUCGCUGGAACUUGAGUCCUCUUUCGGGAAUACAGAUUGAAGACAUGAUAAACGAGCCUUCUGGCUUGUGUCCUGGAAGCGCCAAAAAGAAACCACUGCUGAUAGCAAGGUUCCCAAAGGGCUGUCAGGAAUCACCAAGGGUAUACGUAUUACAAAGAAAUAACUUGUCUCGUUUAAAGUUAAGCAAAAGGAAAUAUGCCUUAAGGUUUUAUUACAAUGAUUUUUUUGGUAAGGGCUUUAACAAAAACCCUGAGUUUAUAAAUGAGAGCCAUCAACACUGUGCAGAAACCGUUAGAAAGAUCAAGAAAGCCACAGCAAAGCAUGCGGAUGUAAAAAUAAUUUAUCAUGACAAAAACACGAUAAGGAGCUACAGAUUGAGCAGUAAGAAUGACAAGAAUCUAAUUGUCCACGAUGUCCUUGAAGAAGAAAAGGAAGAAGAAGACUCUUCCUCAUUGUAUAUCAGAUUCGGUGAUGACCAUUCACUAAGAGUCAAAGACUACCACUCCUUACACAAGCACUCUCAGAAGAUUCCAUCGCAGCGCCGAAACAACGCUGUAGGAGGAAAGCCCAAGUUGCUGGAAAAACUUUUUGAAGAAGAACCAUUAAAAAAUAAUAACAACACGGUGAAGAAAAGUGGUGUGGUUAUGAAUCAAGGAUUUCGAGAUUCUCCCCUUAUCUCCUUCUCACACAUUAUUCAACAAUAA
This is a messenger RNA of Saccharomyces eubayanus, 843 nucleotides long. It is a transcript of the gene OSW1, whose product is annotated as Osw1p. The coding region runs from base 1 to 843 and encodes 280 amino acids. The record is from RefSeq and is a predicted model, not a curated record. Lineage: Eukaryota; Fungi; Ascomycota; Saccharomycetes; Saccharomycetales; Saccharomycetaceae. The transcript has a single exon.